ACUGAGAGCAGCGAGCGGCCCCGAAGACGAGAUCCACCUGCAGCAGCAGCAGCGGCCGCGCUUUCGCCCUGCACUUGUUCGGCCGCCCAUGAGGUGGACAAGGAGUUGAAAAGUUUUCAAGCUUUCGUGUCCGCCGAUCACAAUCUCGCGUCCCGAUGCUGCACCUGGUCGCGCUGAUGACGCUGCUGGCGGCCAGUCCUCUGCACUCGGCCGACGUCUUCACCAACUCGUUCCUCGUCAGACUCAACGCCGACCACGGCCAACAGGCGGCCAGAGACGUCGCCCACAGGGCCGGCUUCGAGAGUUGGGGACCGGUGUUGGGCUCGAGUCGCGACUUCCACUUUGUGCACCGCGCCCUUCCGCACGCGCGGUCCAAGCGCAGCGUGCCGCACACCCGCAGGUUAAAGGCCGACCCGAUGGUGGAGUUCGCCGUUCAGCAAACAGGGUUCAGGCGGGUGAAGCGCGGCUACAACCCCCUGAGGGUGGAAAACUUGGUCAAGCUGCAGCCGCACGACGACCCCACAGACCCUUACUUUCCCUUCCAGUGGUACCUGAAAAACACGGGCCAGAACGGGGGCAAGCCGAAGCUGGAUUUGAACGUGGAGGCUGCCUGGGCCCAAGGCGUGACCGGCAAGAAUGUGACGACGGCCAUUAUGGACGACGGAGUGGACUACAUGCAUCCCGAUCUCAAAUUUAAUUACAACGCGCGCGCCAGCUACGACUUCAGCAGCAACGACCCCUUCCCCUACCCCAGAUACACCGACGACUGGUUCAACAGCCAUGGAACGAGAUGUGCUGGUGAAGUUGCUGCGGCGAGAGACAACGAAGUCUGCGGCGUCGGCGUCGCUUACGACUCAAAAAUCGCUGGGAUCCGCAUGCUGGACCAGCCGUACAUGACUGACCUGAUCGAGGCCAACUCGAUGGGCCACGAGCCCAACCUGAUCGACAUCUACAGCGCUUCCUGGGGUCCCACGGACGACGGCAAAACUGUCGACGGACCCCGAAACGCCACCAUGAGGGCCAUCGUCAGAGGCGUCAACGAGGGACGCAACGGGCUGGGCAACAUUUACGUGUGGGCGAGCGGCGACGGGGGCGAGGACGACGACUGCAACUGCGAUGGCUACGCCGCCUCCAUGUGGACAAUCUCGAUCAACUCGGCCAUCAACGACGGACAAAACGCGCACUACGACGAAAGCUGCUCUUCCACCCUCGCCUCCACCUUCAGCAACGGCGCCAAGGAUCCCAACACUGGAGUUGCCACCACGGACUUGUACGGAAAAUGCACAACGACCCAUUCGGGCACUUCGGCCGCCGCUCCCGAGGCCGCCGGCGUCUUCGCUCUUGCCCUCGAGGCAAAUGCGCAACUGAGCUGGCGCGACAUUCAGCACCUGACCGUGCUGACGUCGAAGCGCAACUCGCUGUACGACGCCAAGAGCCGCUUCCACUGGACGAUGAACGGCGUCGGCCUCGAGUUCAACCACCUGUUCGGCUUCGGCGUGCUGGACGCCGGCGCCAUGGUCGCCCUGUCCAAGCAGUGGAAGACCGUCCCGGCCAGGUACCACUGCGAGGCCGGCAGCAUCAUGCGAACUCAAGCGAUUCCGAGCAGCAAGUCUGUGGUGAUGAAAAUCGAGACGAACGCGUGCGCGGGCAGCGACACUCAGGUGAGCUACCUGGAGCACGUGCAGGCCGUCAUCACCCUGAACUCGACUCGUCGGGGCGACGUUGAGAUCUUCCUCACCUCGCCCAUGGGAACAAAGUCCAUGAUUUUGAGCAGGAGGCCCAACGACGACGACGCUCACGACGGAUUCACAAAGUGGCCCUUCAUGACCACGCACACCUGGGGCGAGUACCCGCAGGGUGUCUGGACACUGGAGGUGCGGUUCAACUCGCAGGUGGUGCAGAGCGGCUUCAUCAAGGAGUGGACCCUGAUGCUGCACGGCACCAGGGACGCCCCGUACAGCGAUUUGCCCGUUUCCGACCCGCACUCGAAGCUGGCCCUGGUCAAGAAGGCGCACGAGGAGAGGAAGAAGAUUUAAAAGCGCGCGCGGCCCCUGCAUCUCCGCAACACUAUUUACACAAUCGGCUGUUCCUUUUCUUGAGAUCUCUCUCGAAUUCCAAGUAUUUUCAAAACGAAAAAAGAGAAAUUUCUACGAUUUAGAGCCAUUCAGAGCUGGAAAUCUGCUCUAAAUUCAAAUCGGAUCAUUAAAAGUUAUUUUGUCUCUCUCUCUAGUCACUGAAGUUGAAGAAACGGAAGGUUGCAUAAAAAAACACGCAUUUUUACGUUUGUAGCUCAAAACUCAAUUCACAAUUUCAUAUUUGUUGAGUGGGCGAAUUUCGAUCAGCCACUAAUUCCGACUUGAACUUUUUCGUCACUGCGCAUUAUACAAUUAUUACGGCACACGCCGAGCAUUAACCAAUCUCAAGGUGGAAAGAGUGGGAAAAUUGAAUGCAAUCAAAAGAUUUUCCGAAUCUCACCAAAACAUAGAAUUUUUUUUGUUAAAUUGUGAGAAUCAAUAAUUUGAACCACGACGCGCUCGUUCCACCUUGAAGAAGCCCUUUUGUUGCAAGUGCGACGUGCAUUCCGUUCUCAUUCUUGUUAUUGCUCUCGACAAAGCAAGGAAAAUGAUAUCCUGCUCCAUAUAUUCGAUCCCUUUGUGUACAUUUGUUGUAUAUCAAACUCGGCAUUAUUUAUAUAGCAAGAUGUAGCGCAUCUCUCCGCACUUGUAAGGACAAACUUAUUCAUUCCAUGUGAAGAAGAGUUGAAAAGCAGAAUUAUUUUCUCACUCUCUUUCUCGGCACGUUGUUCCUUCUUAUAUUAUAUUAUUUUGGUACGAUAUGUGAUGUCUAAAAGUAAAAUUACACAAACUAUACCCAUCCUGAGAAAACUUGUUCAUGUCUUAUUAAUAACAUAUAAAAAUAAAUAUUUCAAAACUCGCGCGCCAUAUUUAACCAAUAGAGCGGAGAGCAAGUAGAAUUUUGGACGCAAUCUUCAAAUCUGCGUCCAGAUAUUAAAUUUUCCAGAGCGUUCCUUUCUCUUAAUUCCGUCGCAUUGCAAAUUGAAAAUAAUCGAGUUAAUUGAAAAGAAUCGAUUGUAAUUGGGUCCAAGUUUGAGGAGCGCUCCUGCCUCUUAAUUUCCGCCAUAAUAAAGUUGAGAAUCCUGCAUUUUAUUAAAUUAAAUUUAUAAUUCCGCGCGACAAUUAUUAACAAGAAGUGCAGAUUCAUUAAAUUAAAAAAACUCGAUGUGCAAACCUGUGUAGACACGACGCGCUCUCUCUGCUGACGAUAGAUCGAAAUGCGAUUAUAUAUUUGAUUAUUGUAAAUAAUCUCUCUCUCUCUCUCUUGUAAACUCUUUCAUUCAAAUUGACCACGAACGAACCUACAUGCAAUUAUUUUUAUGAUAUUGAUCAAUAAAAGAUAAAAAAUAAUCUGGACUUACACACACGUACGAAUUUGAGGAUUUACCAAAAAUUGAUAUGAAAAUUCUUGAAAACUUAUAUACUUGUAAUUUUUAAUUCACGUUAUUUUUAUCAAUCAGUGCAAAUAUGAUAUACAAUGAAAAUAAAGAUAAUUAAU
Messenger RNA from Neocloeon triangulifer, 3573 nucleotides. It is a transcript of the gene amon, whose product is annotated as neuroendocrine convertase 2. The transcript has 14 exons. Gene Ontology annotation, cellular component: trans-Golgi network; Golgi membrane. The record is from RefSeq and is a predicted model, not a curated record. Gene Ontology annotation, biological process: protein processing. NCBI's taxonomy places the organism in Eukaryota, Metazoa, Arthropoda, Insecta, Ephemeroptera, Baetidae. The coding region runs from base 156 to 2036 and encodes 626 amino acids. Gene Ontology annotation, molecular function: serine-type endopeptidase activity.